Messenger RNA from Anguilla rostrata (American eel), 3639 nucleotides. It is a transcript of the gene hoxc9a, whose product is annotated as homeobox C9a. Gene Ontology annotation, biological process: proximal/distal pattern formation; DNA-templated transcription; regulation of transcription by RNA polymerase II. The record is from RefSeq and is a predicted model, not a curated record. The transcript has 2 exons. Gene Ontology annotation, cellular component: nucleus. Gene Ontology annotation, molecular function: DNA-binding transcription factor activity, RNA polymerase II-specific; RNA polymerase II cis-regulatory region sequence-specific DNA binding. Bases 2029 to 2814 code for a protein of 261 amino acids. NCBI's taxonomy places the organism in Eukaryota, Metazoa, Chordata, Actinopteri, Anguilliformes, Anguillidae.
CAACAAUAAUAAUAAUAAUAAUAAUAACAAUAAUAAUAAUAGUAGUAGUAGUAGUAGUAAGUAGCCCUACAAGUAAUAGUUGUUUGGCGAUGAAUGAUAACUUCCUUAAAGCAACAAUGGGCUGUAUUUUAUCAGUAACGAGACAAUUUCCCUCUAAAGCCACUAAGAUGACGUUUAAAAUAAUAUCUAAACUGAUUAUUUUUUAUAUUUGAGUGGACAGGUGAAUCCCAUUUACGCCACCGUGUCAUGGUAAAAAUAGCCGCCUGGUUUCUGCAGCAGAAAACUGUUGCAGGCCCAACACUGAUUGGCGGACAAUGCCCAUGUAGGUCUAAUGCAAAUGGCCAAAUCUACCAUAUUAAGCUUUAUCGUCACGUAUUUAAAACUAUUUUUAAAAAUGUAGUAUUUGGGCUGUUUGUUAUCAAUAUUUGUGGGCUGACGGGCCUCUACGUUAGCCACUAAUAGGCUACUAUUCGUUAUUAAUGUUUCAAGUGUUAGGCCCAAAUAACAGUCUAUUUUGUUUGACGAAAGAAUUAAUUUUGAUUUUACUUCAAAAAUAUGCGUCUGUAAGGGACCACAAGACAGACGAGUCCUGUAACAAUGCUAAGUCGAUAAAUUCUAUGUGUACACAGUAAAACACGGCAAACAACGUCAUCACACAAGAUACAAAGACAAUGUCACCACCGAAUAUCUUUUGGAUAACACGUGGUGAGCAAUUGACGUUAUGCGUCUAGACUUGCUUUGGAACACUGCCGCGACCAAAACACCGUCCAAAUAACAUAAGAAUCGUGACUUGGGACUAUAUCGUUGAUCCAUAUUUUCGCAUAGUUCAUUUUAAAUUAGACAUUAAAUGUUCCCUGGCAUUCUUAAAUACAGAUUAUCUCUACACUGAAACCAUUGGUUCACUUUAAAAAAAAAAAAAAAAAACAUUACUUAUAUCCAAAAACGUUAUUUUCACGAAUAUAUAUCUUUUCUCAGCUACUUCAGGCAUGGUUAAAAUAAGCAGACCUAAUAGUCCAUUGUGUUCAUUUAUUCCCAUACUCACGUUCAGAAACAAACUUCGUUCUUUGCCAUUUUGUGUCCGUUCGCUGUGUCCAAGCACUUUUAGGUUUAGGCUGCUUGUCUUGUGAGCGGAAUGUUUAGACAUGCGUCGUGUUGGUUUUACGUCGUUGUAAGAACUCUACUGCAGUUUUUAUGAACGACACGUUUAUGAACAAUCAAAUGGUCCUCGUAAAAAUUUAUUGAAGGACAUAAAAACAUGCACGGUCACUUGCCGAAUAUAGCCGCUGCAGUGGGCAAGUUUUCAAGCGUCUUACGAUUCCCACCCCUCCGGUUUUAAAAUUCCAUUUUACGAGCAAGAUCCCACUUAUGUUUAUUUGCAUAACCCACGAGUCUAGUGAGCUUUUUUUCGCCGCGUAACAAAUGUCACAACAUCCAUUCGAUUUUACAAAUACAGCUGUUGAUUUGAGCCUAAACAAAAGCAAAGUGCGUAUUUAAGAAAAAUAAGUACACCAUACAUUAUUAAAUUUGCCAAGGAAAAAAACAUAUCCUCAAUGUGCAGUUUAUAAUAUUGUAUUAUACUGCCAAAGAUGAGCAUUAGCCUGACAGAGCAAACUGACUUAGCUCCGACGGAGAUUAAUUACAUCAACAAAUAGUACCUUAGACAGGGCUGACAACGUUCCUCAUUCUGCGAAAUGACGAUACAGAACUCUUAAUGUUUUCAUUUACAAAACAGUAGAAAAACAUAAUUGUCCCAUUAUUUUACGACCAGCUCAUUCAUAUAAAAGAGAAAAACCUUUCAGAAAACCGUUCUGAAAUCCAUUGAAGUGCACUGCUAGGAAGACUCGCGCAUUGAUCCACUGUGUAAUUUUUUGGGGGCAAAUAUAAUCACGUGUCACAGACGCAGCCAAUAGCAGCUAGAGAGGCUUGGAGAAAUAAUUACCUGGCUUGAUUGUUCUAUGGGCAGAUAAAAAACUACACAUACACUCCAUAUAAUAAUCAGAUGCAUGUAAAAGAGAGGGGGACUUCGUCAUGUCGACCACUGGUCCCAUAAGUAAUUAUUAUGUGGAUUCCUUGAUAAACCAUGAAAGCGAAGACGUUCUGGCGACAAGAUUCUCCACUCCCGGAUCGCUUCCUCCAGGAUCUCGUUCGACGCCCCUCGUACCGGACUGUGCUGAUUUUCCCAGCUGCAGCUUUGCACCGAAACCUCCCGUCUUCACCAACUCGUGGGGCCCAGUGCACUCUCAGUCUUCAGUGGUCUACCAUCCGUACACCCACCAGCCUCAUUUAGCAACGGACUCCAGGUAUGUGCGCUCCUGGUUAGAGCCUAUCUCCGCCGCCGUGUCCUUCCCCGGCUACCCGGCAAACAGUAGACACUACGGACUGAAACCCGACGCCUUCCCGGAGCGUAGAGCGAGUGAUUGCCUGGGCUCCAGCGGACGCAGCUAUUCGGAUUAUCUCUAUGGCUCCUCCGCAGACAUCCGAGAUAAGACCCAACAGAACAUCCCCUCUCCUGAGUCUGAGGUUUUGGCUUCCGGAAAGCACAAAGACGACAAGCCAGAACUAGACCCGAAUAACCCAGUGGCGAACUGGAUCCAUGCGCGCUCCACCAGGAAGAAGCGGUGUCCGUACACCAAAUACCAGACUCUCGAACUGGAAAAGGAGUUUCUGUUUAACAUGUACCUGACCAGGGACCGUCGAUACGAGGUUGCCCGGGUUCUAAAUUUAACAGAGCGGCAGGUUAAAAUCUGGUUUCAGAACAGGCGGAUGAAGAUGAAGAAAAUGAACAAGGAAAAGAAUGACAGCAAAGAACAGUAACACGCAAAAGAGCUGUGUUCUCUACAAGGACAGAAAAAACCACAUCAGUGAACACCCCCAGCCCCUUAGAACCGCACACAUUAACAAAGACUGCGAGAGGCUAUCUGUGUGUUUUUCUUUUUCAUGUCUUUAAACGUUGAUUUUUCCUGUUGUGUCGUACUUUAUUUCAUCCAACAUUCAGUAAGAGCUAUAGUAAAAUUUCAUUAUGCAGCUACUUUGAAAGGACAGCGGUUUUCCACCUGAUUUGGUGGGAAAAUACUGAACAGAUGGUGAAGUAUGAGCGAGAUAGUACUUGAAAUUUUAUUUUGUUAUUUCUUUUCAUUCGUAAUUUAUGACGUUUAUGUAUGUGCCUAUAUUUUUCCUGCUGUUUCUUAUGCACAUGUAAACGUUGCAUAUUUUGUAUAGAAAGGGGACUGCCACAGCAUCUGUAGUUAUAAAGUCUGGAACGUUUUUCUGUGCGUCUUUGUGGUAGGCCUUCUCUCGUAGUUUAUGGUGUACCUGUUCGUGUAUUUUACUUUAUUUUGAUUAGCCUGUGAUGUUAUGUUCUAAUGUAGGUCGUCGUAUAUUUAAAUAUACCCCUUGUCACCAUAGUCAAGAGUUUCAUGUUCUUCUUUGAAUACAAGUGAUACUUUGUUCCCGUGCACACAAGUGCACAAUUAUGAGAAGGCGCAGACGUAAUGCGUGAGAACUGUGCGCAGCUGCCACAGAUGCAAACCUUUGACUGGGCCUGUAUGUGGUUUAAGAAACGCUGGUCUCUAAACAUAGCAAUUAAUGCUCCUCAUGUUGAACCAGAAAAAUAAAUUUAAGGAAUGGGUUCAAAACUUG